Messenger RNA from Priapulus caudatus, 723 nucleotides. RefSeq lists its product as uncharacterized. Bases 2 to 466 code for a protein of 154 amino acids. The record is from RefSeq and is a predicted model, not a curated record. NCBI's taxonomy places the organism in Eukaryota, Metazoa, Priapulida, Priapulimorpha, Priapulimorphida, Priapulidae. The transcript has 4 exons.
CAUGCCAUCGCCUUACUUAACGCAAGAAUUAUCCAAUGAUAUGGAUAGACUAGACUACAUGAUUCACAGCGCUAGAAAAUUUGAAGAAAUUGUCAGAUUGACUAAAGAGGUCGUAGAUCUGAACGCAAAAUGCCGACGUCUCGAAACACAAGUUGAGUCGAUGGAGGGCCGUGUCGUAGAUAUGGACACAGAGCUGGACCGUAAGGAAGACCUCACACAACUCUACCAGAACGAAACGGAGAAUCUACGCACGGAUAAUCGGAAGCUCCGCUGGGAGAACUACGACCUACGGCAGGAGAAUCAAGCACUUGAGUCGAAGUUACGCCGCACUAGGCUGGGAUUGGCAUGCCCCGUCUGCCAACGUCAUUGCUGUAUCGACUGCAAAUGGACAGUGACAAGAGAACGACCAGUGUCCAUCACCACUCGGCCAAAGAGUGCUCGUCCUCGUGCUUUGCCUUUCAAGUAACCAGUUGCAAAGAGUUCGUUAAACGAGAAAGAAUUACGAAAAGACCCGAUAACGAUUUUUAAAAAGAACCCGAGCUGUAAAAUGAUAUCAAAUUAACGUUUAUAAGCGAACCCGUGUUUAGUACUUCACGGAGUAAUUAUAGUAAACGUAAUGUAAUAUGGAUUACAUAUGUGUGCUUACUUCACUUGGAUAUAUUUUGCAUAAUGUGUUUUUGAAAUCGUUAACUAAAAUAUAAAUAAAAAAUUUGUUUAAUAUAA